Molecule: messenger RNA, 1525 nt
Organism: Pteropus alecto (black flying fox)
Lineage: Eukaryota; Metazoa; Chordata; Mammalia; Chiroptera; Pteropodidae
Gene: MBIP
Product: MAP3K12 binding inhibitory protein 1
Cellular component (GO): cytosol
Source: RefSeq, a predicted model, not a curated record
GGGAGGGGGUGGGGUCGUGAGAGUACCUCUGUGGUGGUGGUGGGGGCGGCCUGUGAAGGUGUCAUGGCUGCUGCAGCUGAGCUUAGUCGCCCGACGAUCGGUGACAGGAGCCUGGAGCAGAGCUGCAGCCCCAACCUCUCCCAAGAGGUACUCUGCGAAAUCUUUCGCUCCCUGCAUACCCUGGCUGGACAACUUAACCUCAGAGACGAUGUGGUGAAAAUUACAAUCGAUUGGAACAAACUCCCUGCUUUGCUCUUUAGUGCACUUGAGCAACACAUUUUGUAUUUACAGCCUUUUUUAGCAAAACUUCAGCCUCUGAUUAAAGAGGAGAAUACAACUAUUGUCGAAGAGAUAGGAAAAACAGAAACAGGGAACAAGAAUGAAGUAAAUGCCAAAUUUUCCAUUGGCGACCUACAAGAGGAAGAAAAGCACGAAGAUUGUGAUUUAGGAGAUGUGAAAAAGACACAGAUCCAUUUUGAUCCAGAAGUAGUUCAAAUAAAGGCUGGAAAAGCAGAAAUUGACAGACGAAUAUCUGCAUUUAUUGAAAGAAAGCAAGCCGAAAUCAAUGAAAACAACGUCAGAGAAUUUUGCAAUGUUAUUGAUUGUAAUCAAGAAAAUAGUUGUGCAAGAACUGAUGCCGUUUUCACCCCUUACCCCGGAUUUAAAAGUCAUGUAAAAGUUUCUAGAGUUGUGAAUACAUAUGGACCACAGACUAGAGCUGAAGGAAUUCAAGGUUCAGGUCACAAACCUAAUAGCAUGCUCCGAGAUUGUGGUAAUCAGGCUGUAGAAGAACGACUACAAAAUAUUGAAGCUCACUUGCGAUUGCAGACAGGUGGUCCAGUGCCAAGAGACAUUUAUCAGAGAAUUAAAAAACUUGAGGAUAAAAUCCUUGAAUUGGAAGGCAUCUCUCCUGAGUAUUUUCAAUCUAUAAACUUUUCUGGAAAAAGAAGAAAAAUUCAACCACCUCAACAGAACUAUUCACUGGCUGAACUUGAUGAGAAAAUUAGUGCUCUCAAACAAGCCCUGCUCCGAAAAUCAAAAGAAGCAGAAUCCAUGGCAACUCACCACCUCCCAUGAAAAAUUCCUCUCAUCCUUGUCAUUUUACUUUUUUAUGUACAUGUGUGUAGGUUACACUGAAAUUAAUUAAAUGGAUACAUAUUUAUCAAUGUAGCCUUCCCUCUGAAGUUAUAUAUUCCAGUGAAUUUUCAAAUAGUGAAUGCAUCGAAAAUAGCAUUGUCAGAAUUUAUUUCCUUCUGUUUUAAAGGAGGUCUUUUAGAAAGUAAAAAUCUUAAUUUGAAAGUACAUCUUUGUGUAUACCACAGAAAGAUUGUUUUAAAUGGUGAUAUUUUAAAUGAUUUUAUAUUUGUAACUGAUGUUAACCAGUUUAUUAGUUUAAAUCUGUACGCUAAAUAAUAGGCAUUCAACAAAAAUUUAUUGACAUAAAUGAAUUUUAAGAGAAUGCAUACUUUUUUCCAAAUGUCAAUUUCAAUGUAAAUAAACAAUAGAUACCACCUUUAUUCCCUUA